AUGUCGACUUCCGAUAACUCACCUCACUCGCCGUCGAGUACCUUUGACUCAGGCACACCCAGUCUAACGUUCUCCUCGACUGAGUCCUCAGUGUCGGUGUCGUCAGCUGAGCCAGGCCCGAAUUUUGUGUUCUCUGCACUUGAGUACGAAUCGGAGUCUAAGUUUCUGCACUUUGUGAUUCAGAAACUCGACAUUUUGCAUCAGAAAAAGCUUAGCUCUCUAGAGCCCGGUCAUACGGUGUACCAGUUUACCCAUCUACCCAUUUCAUUAGGGGAGCUCCUCUUCACAGAAAUCGAUAAGCGGUUUCGACUACGGCAAACUUGGAACACAAACUCCAGAACCCUACGGGUUAAGAUGCCUGGGGAGGGUCAUGACUGCAUUCAACGAUGGUUGACGAAAUCCUGCUCGGGAUGGGUCGAAAGCGGCUUUAUUGACUGGGCUGAAUACAAAGAAAUCGAUACCGGCGUUGGGACAACCAUCAAAUUGCCCACCUCACCAUUCGCGAAAAGCUACAAGGAGCCCGACUUUUUCUUCCGUCCCAAGGACGAGGAAUUACUCCCCACCAUUGCAGUCGAGGUUGGCUGGUCGCAGUCCGCACCCGCCUUGAAAGAGGACAUGGAGCUCCUCCUAAGGGGGGGUGGCGGGGAUAUCGAUGUCGUGAUUCUUGUAAAUUGGAAAAUCCGACAGCAGGGAACCGUCGUCGCGGGCACAGUCGAGGCAUGGAGACUCGACCUAAAUGGUCAACCUACAAUGACACAGUCCGAGGAAAUCUUCCCCAUUCCGAACACAACUCAGACUCAAAGACUGGGAGUUACCCGCCGUGAGCUUUUCGGGUCUAUACUACGACCCGGUCGCAACCCGAAUGAGAUUCUAUACUUCGACAUAGACUUACUUCGCUCCGAAGCGAGCUACGCUUUUAGAUUGAUCAACCUCUCACCUGCUUGA
Molecule: messenger RNA, 945 nt
Organism: Penicillium brasilianum
Lineage: Eukaryota; Fungi; Ascomycota; Eurotiomycetes; Eurotiales; Aspergillaceae
Source: the annotation of a GenBank genome assembly